GUAAGCAGUGCCACGUCAGCAGUGCCACGUCAGACAGUGCCACAUCAGCAGUGCCACGUCAGCAGUGCCACGUCAGCAGUGCCACGUCAGCAGUGCCACGUCAGCAGUGCCACGUCAGCAGUGCCACGUCAGACACAUGCCCUGCCACCAUGAUGGGCGCAGCUCUUGGCAUGUCAGGCCAACUGGCCAAUGAGUCCAUUGCCGACUACAAAAAGCGCUUCCAGGCUCAGCUCGCUGCAAUCGAGGCUGAGGAACAACGCCAACUGGCAGUCAAGGCUUCCCAGCUACAGGCUGAAGAAGCGGCAACAGCAGAGAAGCUGCGGCUACAGGCCGAAGCAGACGCAGAUACCCAGGCUCGCCGCAAGGAAGCCCAGGAUCUGCUGCUGCGGCAUGAAGCCAACAGCAUCGACAGACUCAAGUUCUGGCACUUUAAACCGAACGGCGACGAACCAACACCGGAAGAGAAGCAUAAGGAGUUUAUGGCCAAGCUCGUGACCAGGCUGGUUUACACAUGUAACCACCUGCAGUCCGAGCUGGCAAACCUUCAGCGGGCUGUGCGGAACCAUAAGACUCAGCAUGAGGAUGCCACACGGGCACUGGACGCCCGUGUACUGGACCUGGAACAGGCUGCACCAGGACCAGCUGCUGGGGCUUCCAGCAGUGCAUCCUCUAGCCGCCAACUGGAGGAACGCGUUGACCACGUAGUGGCAAUGCUAGAAGACAUAAGUGCCUUCACAGAGCCGACCACCAUCAGCCAGCGGUUCGAGUUGCUGGACACUAAGAUCAGUCAGCAACAGCAGACCGACCACAGCCACAACAACAGCUCGGCAAGGCCAUACAAGAUGCCGACGUUCGGGAUCGAGAAAUUUGAUGACUACACACAUCAAGACCCGGUCGUCUGGUGGCAAGGAUUUACAACGGAGUUGGGGAUCCACGAGGUCCCUGACCAUCUGUUCAUCAGUGCUUUGUUCAUCAACACCAAGGGAGGUUGUCACAUCUGGCUCAGCCACAUGGCAACCAUCCACGGCGUCCAGGUUUCAGACCUACACAAGGUCUCCUGGGCGGAUAUGACAAAGGAAUGGAAGAAGCGGUUCAUAGUGGGUGACGCGCCUGCGCUCGCCAUCAACCGCAUCUUCGCGAUGGCUCAAGGGAGCACACCGACAUGUGACUGGCUCACGGAUUGGCAGAAGAUCGUGGCCACGCCCGAUCUGGACCUGUCAUUUCCGCAUCUGCGCCGUGAGUUCUACAACAGGUCAUGCGCCGCUCUGAGCCUCACACUUGGUGAUCGCGAGCAGUACCACACUUUCGCAGAGAUCAUCAACAAGGCAAGAGAGAUCAUCAAGACCAACAGCGAGGAUGACCCGGUGAACUUCUUCAACCGCACCGUUCACAUUCGUGAUCGGAACGGAGUACUAGUUCCAUGCACGGUGCCUCUUCCUCAUCCUUCUAUCAACUGCCACGUGGUAUCCGCCGCAAGCAUGCGAGCAUCCAUCAUCAGAGAUGACAUCGAGGAGAUGGGGGUAUGUUUUCUCCACGCCCUCCCGCCCCGAGACGCUUCAUCGACGGACUCAUCUUCGGAUCCACGCAUCACCGAGCUUCUCGACGCUUACAGCGACGCGUUUGAAGGCCCGCACGGAGUAGUACCGGAUCGGCCCAUCCGCCACGAGAUCAUCCUCGAGGACGGGGCCGUACCUCCGCGCGGCUGCAUCUACCGAAUGAGCGAGGAAGAGUUAAGUGUGCUCCAUGCACAACUCGACGAUCUUCUAGAGAAAGGUUGGAUUCGGCCUAGCUCAUCGCCAUACGGUGCCUUUGUCCUCUUCGUCCGGAAGAAGAACAAGGACGUGCGGUUGUGCAUCGAUUAUCGCAAGCUCAACGCGCAGACGAUCAGGAACGCCGGCCCUCUCCCACGCAUCGACUACCUUCUCGAGCGAUUGGGCGCCGCUCAGUUCUUCUCUAAGCUAGAUCUCAAGUCAGGGUACCACCAACUCGAGAUUCGCAAGGAGGAUCGCUACAAGACGGCGUUUAAGACACGGUAUGGGCAUUUCGAAUGGUUGGUCAUGCCGUUUGGCCUUACGAAUGCCCCAGCCACUUUGCAAGCGGCUAUGACAACGGAGUUCCGACACAUGCUGGAUCGGUUUGUACUCAUCUACCUCGACGACAUCUUGGUGUAUAGUCGGAGUUUGGACGAGCAUGUGGAACACCUGCACACCGUUUUGGAGCGACUACGACAAGCCAAGUACAAAGCAAACCGCGACAAGUGCGAGUUCGCACAUCAGGAGCUGGAAUACUUGGGACACUAUGUGACGCCGCAAGGCAUCCGUCCGCUUGCGGACAAGAUCGAGGCCCUACGAGCAUGGCCCGAGCCCACCAACACCACGGACGUUCGUUCAUUCAUGGGAUUGGCGGGCUACUAUCAACGAUUCAUCACCGAAUACUCCAGGAUUGCUGCACCUAUGACGAGGUUACAGUCGCCAAAGGUGCCAUUCGUAUUCGAUGAUGCCGCACGCAGACGCAGCAAGCCCCGCAACCGCAAUCCCUACGGCGAGUUACACCCGAUGCCUAUCCCACGGGAACCCGGUCUCUCCAUUGCCAUGGACGUCACCGGUCCGUUUCCUCGUGACCGGCUCGGGCACGACGGCAUCCUCACGGUUGUGGACCGAUUGAACGGGCAGACGGAGCUGGCACAUCAAACCGCUCAAAUGAUGCUUCGUACGCUCAUUCGCCCGGACCAGAAAGAUUGGGUUGACCGCCUCCCCGACAUCGAGUUCGCCUACAACACUUUGGUGCACCCGACGAUCGGCGUGACUCCACUCGAGUUGCACCACGGUGGACGGAAAGGCCGGAUUUUCGCCGACCUUCUCCUCCCUCGACUAGCCGACAUUGACGCUGCCUGCUCUCCCGMUUCCGUCCGGAAGUACAGGGAAUUGCUGACUCAAGCCCGCGCAAACAUGCAAAAGGCUCAAGUUCGCAUGCAACAGCAAGCCAACAGGCGUCGCGUACCAUGUCCCAUCCGCGCCGGUGAUCUGGUUUGGGUCUCCGCGGAAGAGUUUGCACUGGAACAGGACGUUUCACGCAAACUGCUUCCCAAGUGGUUUGGACCUUGGUCUGUGACAGCAGCCGUGGGCGAUGAGCCCGAUGGCCCUUCAUUUGUGAUCAACAUUCCAGAGCAUCUGAUGAUCCAUCCGGUCUUCCACGCCUCGAAGCUGGCAACAUACACGCCAGCCAAGAGCGACGACUUUCCGAGCUGACGAUUGCAGGACCCUCCUUCUAUGGAUGGCCAUCAGCAAGUUGACCGCGUCAUCACCGAUCG
This is a messenger RNA of Chara braunii, 3310 nucleotides long. NCBI's taxonomy places the organism in Eukaryota, Viridiplantae, Streptophyta, Charophyceae, Charales, Characeae. The record is from the annotation of a GenBank genome assembly.